CGUUUAUCUGACUCAGUAAACAAUGGUAAAAGGGGAUUCGAUACUGUCAAUACUAAUGUUGGCUUUUCAAUCUUUCCCAAAACAGUGAAAACAAAAAAGUUGAAUUACGGUCUCUUGCGAGUGAAACCUAAGGUAUAUUGAUCAGUAUUGUGAUUUGAGUAGUCAUGUCAUGUUGCGGAUUUUCUCUACACAUUUUAACUGUCAGUGCUGGUGUUUUUACAAUACUGGAGAGCAUAUUUGGGAUUUCUUGGAGCAGCCAUGGUCUGAUGUUGAUACACACAAAUCCGAAUGAAACUGAAAAUAGCACUAGUAAAGUGGAUGAAGGAAUAAUAAUCGCAACAGUGGCUCUUUAUGGCUUGUGGCUCAUAAGUGCAAUAACCCUACUUUAUGGCAACUCUGUGAAGUCCAAGGCUCUAAUCAUAUUCUGGAUGGUUAUCACUGUUCUAAUAAUUCCUUUCAAAUCUGUAUGGACAGGAUACUAUGGAUUCAGACUACAGAGCGUCAGUAAAUCCAGUGAUUUGACUGAGCAAGAGAUACUCAAGGAAAAUCUCAUUACCUUUUACUUUCUGAUUUGUUUUGCUAUUGGAACGAUCAACUUCCCACUUAACGCCUAUUUCUUUGUCGCAGUGACCCAACGCAUAUCAGAGAUUAAGAAAGAGAUCAAAGCAACUCUGGGUGAUUUUACAACAGACCAGCCACAAAUUCCACUAUCAACGUAUCAGAAUCACACCGUGCCUGAGGAAAGGGGUCAGCUUCCAAGUUUUGACCAGCCAGAUAAUGUCAUUCCCUUGGACAAUAACUACCGCCGGUACAGCAGGCCUGAUUUUGAUGAAGGGCAGAUAAGACCUCAAAAUGAUCAAUAUGGACAAAGACAAAUCCAGUCAGAUUUGACUCCCUAUUAUAACCCAGAGCAAGACUACCAUUCCCGUGCCCAUUACGAUAGAGGUAAUCUGGAACCAAAAUACAACCCUCGUCCGAGCUCUGGAAGGCUAGAGCCAGAAUACGAUUGUCAUUCGCGCCCUGGUAAACACAGUCCAGAACCAGGAUACAGUUCCCGCCCACAUUAUGAAAGACAGAGUCAAGAUUACGGUUACAGUUACCGAUCCCGUGACGUUAGAACUAAUUCCCAGAUAAACUACAAUUCCAGUGGAGAGAUCAACCAAGGUUACGAUGUAGAUUAUGAAAAUGAAUGGAGAAGUGCUUCAGGUGGUAUACCACGGGUUAAAUACUAGUGUCGUCUGGUGUUUUCAAGGUUCAAGUUCAUCUUUAAAUAUUUAAUGCCCUUCUUUUAAUUUUAAAUACCGUAUAAACAUUAUAUAGUUCCAGGUAGAUUAUGAAAAUUAAUAUUUCAGUUAAUUUGCAUGUUUCCAGUAAUUUCAUUUAAAUAUUUUGUA
This is a messenger RNA of Limulus polyphemus (Atlantic horseshoe crab), 1394 nucleotides long. RefSeq lists its product as uncharacterized. NCBI's taxonomy places the organism in Eukaryota, Metazoa, Arthropoda, Merostomata, Xiphosura, Limulidae. Bases 165 to 1232 code for a protein of 355 amino acids. The record is from RefSeq and is a predicted model, not a curated record. The transcript has 8 exons.